AUGGCCAACACUAGGAAUUACCUUCGUGACUUGUUGGAUUCCGUCAAUGAAUUCAAGGGUCUUGUCUGCGAUGUACAGUUGAACCACCCCAUCGAAGACUAUGAUGACGCUGCCAAUGCGGAUUCACUCAAGGUGCACGUCACAAUCAAUUCCUGGGUCAAGAACAGCUCCACAGGAACCACAGUGCAAGCACUGCACAAGAUUGCCGGAUCCAACUGGGAAGAGUAUGUGGAAAACUAUGCCCGCAACGUUGGGGACGAGUUGAAUGAAUUUGCCAAUACCUUCAAGAUUCACUUUAGGGGUGUAGCCAAAAAGGGCACCCGAUGA
Messenger RNA from Seminavis robusta, 327 nucleotides. Lineage: Eukaryota; Bacillariophyta; Bacillariophyceae; Naviculales; Naviculaceae. The record is from the annotation of a GenBank genome assembly.